UUGUUCAGUUUGUGUCACGUUGUUCGAUCCGUGUAUUUCCAUCAUACCAUCUGUGAAUAAUACACGAGGAGCAGCGUGUAGCCUGAAGAAAAACCGAGUUACUGAAACAAAAACAUCCUGCGAACGUUGCAGGUCGAAUCAUGUUCAUCCGCAAUCAACACGGUGCUCGAAUCAAGUUUUUACAAUAAAACACGAUAUUUGCCUACGAAAUGAGCAAGUCUCCCGUGACAAACGAUAAAGAACAAAAAAACGAAGCUCAUUCAAAACCGGCUACUAAAAAUGACAAAAAGAACGAUGUUCAAAUUUUGUACGUUCGAGAUACGGGUGAUUCGUCUAAAAGACCCAUUGUACAAGAUGGAAUACAAAAGGAAGUGAUCCGUCAAGAACGCAAAUCACAAAUCAGUUGGAAUAAAAAAUAUGACUAUUUGAGUGGGAACAAUUUUCAACGGAUACUUGCCGAGGAAGCUGUGAAGGCCGGACUUCCAGAGGAUACAUUCGUAAAACGCAAAAAAAAUGAUGCAUCAAUAACUAAACGUUUUACACAUAAGUUGGCUGCCUCGCCACCAAUUCCAAAGACGAGUACAGGCAUUGUUGGAUGGCGAUCUUCGCAGGAAGAGUAUCGCUUGGAAUUUAACGGACCUAUGUACAUUUCGCCAAAACGAACAACCAGCCCACCACCGGAACCCGAUGCCCUUCCAAUAACUCAUCAACGAUGGAUAUUUCUUGGAUGAUUACGAAGCAAAUACAUCAAUAUCUAACAAGUUCCUUGUAAUUUUAACAUACAUAUAUAAUGUAACUCAUUAACGUUCUAACAAUAUCUCUACUUCACUUCGUGUAAUUCUUCUUCUACAUAAGACUGCAAAAUUUGUAAAUUCUAUUUGCGGAAAUCUAUAGCAAUAUUUUGAUAGAUCAGAAUCCUGUCUCAGAAAAGACCAAUGGAUUUUUGGAAGCAGAUCUCUCUUGAAGCUUCCGAAAGGUCUUACAACCUUUCAUCUGUAUUAUUUUGACAGAGAUAUCGUAGAUAAUUAAUGAGAAUUUGAUUAUGAAGGAUCCGGAAAAUCCAUCUUUAGGUGAUAUCAGUCGUCAGUUUCUGUUAUCCUAUAGAUAGUAUUAUUACACACUUGUAUCCUCUGGGUAAUACUAUUAUUAGGGGUUAUCGGAAAAGUGCUGAAAUUUCCGAUAAAAUAGUAUCGACUUUGUCGGGAAUACAUGUUCUCAAACUCGAAAUUCCUUACAAUCAACACGGGCACUGCCAUUAAUAUGUAAUGAAGUGGACAGAUAUGAGCAAUUAUAAUCCGGGCCACUUGAUAAUAAAUUUCUAAACAAUCU
Neodiprion fabricii is the source of this 1329-nucleotide messenger RNA. RefSeq lists its product as uncharacterized. Lineage: Eukaryota; Metazoa; Arthropoda; Insecta; Hymenoptera; Diprionidae. The transcript is spliced from 4 exons. Bases 210 to 731 code for a protein of 173 amino acids. The record is from RefSeq and is a predicted model, not a curated record.